UGAACAUUAUUUCUCUAAAAAAGCUGGCUUAGUGUUAGACAGGAGACUUGGUCCACCAUGUCUACCCACGAUCUGCGCACGACUGGGCGCACGUAUUCUGUUCUGUUGGGCGUGGCCCUCCUGUAUGUAAUCGGGACGCUCGCAUCUCCGCCCUGAACACAGAGCUGCGCACGGUCACCUAGGGUGAUCGCCCUGUCGGUGUCUUUUGCCAGCAGAUCAAGGCCAUCGGCGACGAACUCCGUGAACUCAUAGAAACGGUUGCUGAUCGUGCCCUUCUUCACGUACUCAUGGGUGGCUCCCUGAUUCCGCUCCUCCGCCCUCUGCCGACCCUGUCCGAGGCUCGUUCGAUGCUGCAGCUCGAGGAGCAGACUCAGGCCCGCAAGACUGGAGCCCCGCGCCUCUUCCACACCACGCCGCGCUCCGCUCCACCACCGGUGGCCCCUUCGCCGGCGCCGCCCGCCGCACAACCGCCGCCAGGAUGGUGCCCCAGCCCCAACUACAAGGGUAAGAACCCAGUUUACCGUCCACCGAAGCAGGGCUCGUCUUCCUCUGCGCCUCCACCGUCGGCGCCCGCGGCAUCUUCCGCACCUCUGCCGCCUGCGACGUCUUCCUCGCCGAUUUCUUCCACAUGGCGUCCCCCCACUGAUCCAUGGACUGGGCUGCACCCUCACCGUACGGUGCGCCGCCCGCCUACAGUGGAGUCUGGGCGCCCGGCAUGCGCCCCUCUGUCGGCGCCCCUGGCCUUCUCGGGUCCCGGCCGCCGCCGCACGCCUACACCGCCUACGCGCCCGUGUACCAGUAUACUCCAGCACCAACAGCGUCGUCCAUGUACCCCUAUGGCGCUCCUCCAGUUCUGAGCUGGGAGGUGGGCGGUCCCUCGGCGCAACCUUCUUCAUCGACGUACCACCCUGCUGCCUCUACUUCGACUUCAGCUCCACCAACCUGGGAUCAAGCUGCUCUCAUUGCGGCUCUGAACUCGCUUACCACUCAGGACACAGGACCUCCACAGCAAGGCGGUGAUAGCUCGGUACAAUAGCUCCGGCGAUCUCUACACCAUCAGCGACGUACCUUCUUCGACACCUCACGCCAUGCAUGCUUCCGUGUCCCUCUGGCAUCGUCGCUUCAGUCAUCCCAACAUCAGUACCACGUCCAAGCUCCUUCAAGAAUUCCAGCUUCCACAUGAUCGAGAUUCUCAUGACAGCGUUCUGUGUUCAGCAUGUCAAAUGGGCAAACAUGUUCACCUGCCCUUUGGCACAUCUAUCAGUAGUAGUACUUUUCCUUUUGAGUUGUUGCAUUGUGACCUAUGGACCUCUCCAAUACUGUUUCUACCUUGUACUUGUGGAUGACUACUCUCACUAUAUAUGGACCUUUCCUA
Molecule: messenger RNA, 1375 nt
Organism: Triticum aestivum (bread wheat)
Lineage: Eukaryota; Viridiplantae; Streptophyta; Magnoliopsida; Poales; Poaceae
Product: galectin-3
Exons: 2
Coding region: 650-1036 (128 amino acids)
Source: RefSeq, a predicted model, not a curated record